AACCAACAUUCAUUACUGCCCAUUGCAUCAAACUCCUUUAAAAACCAACUGGAUUUGAAAACUAUACAAUUAAAAAAUGGCCCGUUUACCGUAUAUGCUUAUAUGUGCUAUUGUAUUACUGCAAGGUGUGAUGGCCCAGUCCAGCAACGGAUUGGCUGAUCCUCAGCAAGCGUCUACUGCACUUAACCAGUUAUGUACUGCUCCAGCCACCAAAAACUUGCUCUCCUGUUCUAUUCGUGCAGCUUGCAAAAGCAGCCUAACUAGCAGCAGCGAUCCAUCUUGCUCAGAUGCUGUACUCUUGACAACUGCAUGCAAAACUGAUGCUGCUGUUGCAUCAGCAAGUGGUGCAUGCAGUCUAGUUAGUGCCUCUUGUCCUGCUGGUAGCGAGUCCUCUAUUUCACAAUGCACCCCAGUCAAGGGCUUACUGCCCACUCUCACCCUACAGCAGAAUAUUUUCAACAUCUGUACAGCCAUGAAGAUGGAGGGCUGUGGAGCCUGUCCUACUCCUAUCGACAACAGCACUGUUGCCUCAUGUGAUGUGAUGGGUACUUACGCUCAACUAUGCACGGUAAUGCCUGAUAUGAGCAAUUGCAAGAGCAUGUCUGCCAUGUGUGGACAGUCUCCAUUGCCCUUGGCCUUGGCUGCAUACUGUCCUAAUGUGGCUAGUUCACAGCCCGGCUCUCCUUCCACUUCAGCCUUUGACACCACUAUUCCGGAAAUGAAAAUGUAUCUUCAUACUGGUAUAACAGACUAUGUUUUAUUCAAGUCUUUUGUGCCGCGUACUUUGAAUCAGUAUGUUGGUGCAGUGGUAGUUUCUAUUGCCUUGUCGAUUGUGUUCUUUAUCAUAAGUGCCUUUCGCAAGUCUCGUUUAAUCGUCCAUGCUGCUUAUCGCCAGACGAUUGCUAAAUCUACUUUCAAAUUCUGGGACACAAAGACUGAGUUGUAUCAACUUGAAAACGCUAUCCUACGCACCCUCGAGGUGUUUGUUGGAUACAUGAUGAUGUUAAUUGUCAUGACAUUCAACGUCGGUCUGAUUAUUGCUGUUUUAGCUGGCGUACUGAUUGGAUCUUAUGUAUUUGAUCGUUCAACAGCUACUGCUGAAAAUAGCAACGUGUGCUGCGUUUAAUCGCCAUUGAUUUGGACUGUUUUAAUCUUUAAUGGGGCUGCAAUCAACUCGGAUCUUUUACUCGUCUUUUUGGUUUCUUUGUUCUCAACGAGUAGCUCAAGAUUGUUCACGGUUUGAAUCGCUUUUAAAGCAAAGCUUACUCUGACCUAUUCCAUGAUUUUCUGUAGUUCAAACACGAUUAUAUUGCACCAAAACCUAUUUUUGUCGGAUUAAAUAUAGCGCACGGCUUUAUAUGGUCAAAAUAUGCAAAUGGAUUUGAUCUUGAUGCUAAUCAUUGCCUGAUUCAUCUCUAUGUACUAGACCGAAUAAAUAUAAAUUAUUCAAAU
This is a messenger RNA of Batrachochytrium dendrobatidis JAM81, 1452 nucleotides long. RefSeq lists its product as uncharacterized. Lineage: Eukaryota; Fungi; Chytridiomycota; Chytridiomycetes; Rhizophydiales. Gene Ontology annotation, biological process: copper ion transmembrane transport. Gene Ontology annotation, cellular component: plasma membrane. The transcript is spliced from 3 exons. The coding region runs from base 77 to 1126 and encodes 349 amino acids. Gene Ontology annotation, molecular function: copper ion transmembrane transporter activity. The record is from RefSeq and is a predicted model, not a curated record.